This is a messenger RNA of Manihot esculenta (cassava), 2011 nucleotides long. RefSeq names its product glycoprotein 3-alpha-L-fucosyltransferase A. Gene Ontology annotation, molecular function: fucosyltransferase activity. Gene Ontology annotation, cellular component: membrane. The transcript has 7 exons. NCBI's taxonomy places the organism in Eukaryota, Viridiplantae, Streptophyta, Magnoliopsida, Malpighiales, Euphorbiaceae. Bases 241 to 1815 code for a protein of 524 amino acids. The record is from RefSeq and is a predicted model, not a curated record.
UGUAAAACAAACUUAGGUCUUAGCGUUUAAGUGAUAAACUCCGAAAAACCCAAACCCAAACCCAAAUCCAACCCUUUCUUUUGUCUCUCAACCCAAACAGAUUGAAUCAAGACUCAUGUUACAGCUUGACAUUUGAUUCAUGCUUUUCACUUUCUUUCUUUUUGUCUCCCAAUUUUAUAAUUUGUUUUCCUGCUAAAGGGAAGUAAUAUAACGGCAGUUGGAAAGGAAGAGUUUUGCUUGAUGGGCGUUUUGUCAAAUUUAAGAGGGUCGAGAACUGCAACAGCUGGAGAAGGAUUACCUUUAUCUAAUGGGUUAUCAUUCCCGGCAUCGUCAUCCUCGUCGGUUUUUGUUCCUAAGAAGAAAUGGUCAAAUUUUUUGCCUGUGUUUGUUGUUCUUGUGGUUAUAGCCGAGAUUGCCUUUUUGGGUCGCUUUGACAUGGCAAAAAAUGCAGCUCUAGUUGAUUGGGCUGAUAGGUUAUUUUUUAAGUCAUCUUCAUUGGGUGAUUCAGGUUUCCACAGUGAAGGUAUUGAACAGGAAUUGGGAGGUCUUCAGAAGAAUGAAGGAUAUUUAGACUCAAAUAGUUGUGAGGAGUGGUUAGAGAAAGAGGACGCAGUGGUUUACAAAAGGGAUUUUAAUAAAGAUCCUAUCUCGGUUAUUAGUGAUCAGAAGGAGUCAAAGACUUGUUCUGUGGGAUGCCAGUUUGGAUUGGACUCCAAUAGAGCUCCUGAUGCGAUAUUUGGUUCAACUGGCCAUGGAGAAACACCUUGUGUGCACAGAUCAAUGGAAUCAGCUCAGAACUAUGAGGAGAACAAUAUUGCAGUGGCACGACGGAUUGGUUUCAAUAUUGUAAUGACAACUAGCCUUUCAUCAGAUGUUCCAGUUGGAUAUUUUUCCUGGACAGAGUAUGAUAUCAUGGCACCAAUGCAGCCAAAGACUGAAAAAGCACUUGCAGCUGCUUUCAUUUCCAACUGUCGUGCACGUAACUUUCGAUUGGAAGCUCUCAAAGAACUUGAAAAGGCAAAAAUCGGAAUAGAUUCUUAUGGUGAUUGCCAUCAGAACCGUGAUGGAAACGUGGACAAAGUAGAGACUUUGAAACACUAUAAAUUUAGCUUUGCUUUUGAGAAUUCAAAUGAGGAGGAUUAUGUCACCGAAAAAUUCUUCCAGUCUCUUGUUGCUGGAACUAUCCCUGUGGUUGUUGGUGCUCCAAAUAUUCAAGAUUUUGCUCCUGCUCCUGGGUCAGUUUUACUUAUUAAGGAGCUAGAAGAUGUUGAGUCAAUUGCAAAAACUAUGAAGUACCUUGCAGAAAAUCCUGAUGCAUACAAUCAUUCAUUGAGGUGGAAGUAUGAGGGCCCAUCUGAUUCUUUCAAGGCCCUAGUUGAUAUGGCAGCUGUACACUCAUCAUGCCGCCUUUGCAUUCACUUGGCAACUAUGAUUCGACAGAAAGAGGAACGUAGCCCUGGGUUUAAGAAACGUCCCUGCAGGUGCACUAGAGGCUCAGAGACUCUCUAUCAUUUAUAUGUAAGAGAAAGAGGAAGGUUUGAGAUGGUCUCCAUAUUCUUGAGGUCUGGGAAUUUAACCCUAAACGCGCUGGAGUCUGAAGUGUUGAAGAAGUUCAAUUCUAUGAAACACAUACCAGUUUGGAAGGAGGAAAGACCAGAAAGCUUAAGAGGAGGUGAUUAUAAAGUCUACAGAAUAUACCCAGUAGGCAUGACACAGAGGCAGGCUUUAUAUACAUUCAGAUUCAAUGGGGAUGCUGAUUUCCAGAAUCAUUUGGAAAUCAACCCUUGUGCCAAGUUUGAAGUGAUAUUUGUCUAGGAUAACCAGCAUUCGUCACCAGCUUCUGCUGCAACUGUAUAUAUCUGUUUGAGAGGUCAAGAUCGGGGUGGGAUUGAUUUAUUUGAGUUCGAGAAUAGUGGCUUUUAUUUUUGGCCUUAGAUAAAAAGUGAAUCAUUGAUAAAAAGUCGUUUGUUUAUUUAUUUAUUUAUACAAUUAGCUUUUAUUGAUGCUUAAA